AUGUCCUCGUCGGAUAGAUUCAAAGAGUCCCCUUUUUCCAAGGGUGACUCCCAAUUACCGGAUUUGCAAAGCGUCGAUAUGCAAGAUGCUGAGGUUGAGGACCAAAAUGAGGUCUUCAAGAGGGGCGAUGGUCAGGUUGACUUCCGCACCGUGAGCUGGAUCAGGGCGAGUGUGAUUUUCUUGAAGAUCAUCUUUGCAACCGGUGUGCUUUCCAUCCCGUCUCUGAUGUACGAACUGGGCGCUUUUCCUGGUGCCGUCAAUGUCGUGGGCUGGACUCUUCUGAACACCUACUGCGCCAUCUUGCAGGGCAACUUUCGCAAUCGCUAUCCAGGAUGCCAUUCCAUCGCCGAUAUGGCACAAGUUGUUGGUGGACCGAUUUUGAAAGAGAUCGUUGGCUUCUUGUUCACCGUCAGCUAUGUGAUUGUUGCUGCAUCCGGCAUCAUUGGUGUCUCAACUGCAUUGAAUGCAUUGUCGCUGCACUCCGUCUGCACCGUCUGGUUCUCUUUUAUUGCCACUAUUAUCAUCGCUAUGUGUGCGAGCGUGCGCAAGUUCUCUCACAUCGGCUGGCUCACUUGGGUUGGGUUUGCCAGUGUUUAUGUUGCUGUUUUCAUUAUUGUGAUCGGUGUAACCACAAGAGAUCGCCCAGCUGCAGCACCCCAGACAGGCGAUUUCGAACUUGGGUUCCGGGCAAUCGGUAACCCCAGUUUCACGACUGGAAUCACAGCUGCGGCCACAAUCUUCGUGUCGAGUGCCGCGACCUCUGCUUUCCUCCCUGUCAUCUCAGAGAUGCGCAAGCCAAAAGACUAUCCCAAGGCGGUCUAUAUGAGCAUGAGCCUGGUGACUGCAUCCUACCUGACCUUCAGCCUGGUGAUCUAUGCCUGGUGCGGCAAGUGGAUUGCAUCCCCAUCUCUCGGAAGCGCAGGCGGCACCAUCAAGCGGGUGGCCUAUGGCAUUGCGCUACCAGGUCUGAUCAUAAGCGGUUGCCUGUACGUGCACGUCGCAGCCAAGUACCUGUUUGUGCGGAUCCUGCGUAAAUCGCGUCAUCUGCAGGCGAACACCGUAGUGCACUGGGGGACUUGGCUUGGGUGCACCAUUGGCAUGUCUGCCAUUUCCUUUAUUCUGGCUUGCGCCAUCCCCAUUUUCAACUACGUAUUGGCCCUAGUGGGCGCUCUUUGCUUUGCGCCACUGGCAAUCUGCCUACCCGGCUGGUUAUGGCUCUACAGCCAUGGGCAUUAUCUGAAGGGAAAUGUAUUCCGCAAAGCUGUAUGGGGAUUGCAUAUCUUGUUGAUCCUAUUGGGAGUGUUCAUGACAGUCGGGGGAACAUACGGUGUAAUCGUCCAGAUCAACGAUGCAUACCGCGAUGGGCAGAUUUCAUCGGCAUUUUCAUGUGCUGAUAACAGCGGAUCGACCUAG
Messenger RNA from Penicillium atrosanguineum, 1413 nucleotides. Its product is annotated as putative neutral amino acid permease. The record is from RefSeq and is a predicted model, not a curated record. Bases 1 to 1413 code for a protein of 470 amino acids. The transcript is spliced from 3 exons. Gene Ontology annotation, biological process: amino acid transmembrane transport. Gene Ontology annotation, molecular function: amino acid transmembrane transporter activity. Lineage: Eukaryota; Fungi; Ascomycota; Eurotiomycetes; Eurotiales; Aspergillaceae. Gene Ontology annotation, cellular component: vacuolar membrane.